ACGUAUUUUACGCAUUGACAUUGAAUAGUUAUAUACAUGUAAAGCUCAUCAUUGAUUUGGACAUUGAAUAGUUAUAUACAUGUAAAGCUCAUCAUUGAUUUGGAAUUCCGCAUUGGUUUGUAAACCAUGCGGAGUUGUUUACAUUUGCAUAUAGGGUCAUUUACUGGGUUACUCACUGUAGUAGCAUUAGGUAGCGGCUAGCUUUAUGGUUUCAUGUGGAUAUGCCUUAACGCUUAGCUGCCAAAAUGGGAGGUUCCUUUGGCCAGCAAUUCAAGGCCUUCCUCAGGCGAAACCUGCUGUUGAAGAGGCGGAGGAUUCCUUCAACAUGCGUGGAAUUCAUAGGACCAAUGGUCAUUGCUGCCUUCGUCGCCGUAGCAAGCUCGGCGAUCUCCAGAAUUUCGUACCCCGCCGUCCCGGAGUACAGCGCCAACACCCUGUUCCAAUCCCGCUUCUAUCCUAGCCCUACAAAGACCCUGAUGGUGGCGCCUAACAACGCCGCGGUGAAAUCAAUCAUGGAUUACGUAGUUUCGGAAUUGCCUGUCACCGCAGCGAAAAAGUAUGAAAUGUUUGCGAAUGACACCGCUAUGGACGAUGCGCUUCGUGCGUCCCCUUCCUCUUACUCGAUCGGGGUGAUGUUUGCUGAUGACCCAAUGGUAAACGGUACAUACCAGAUACGAGUUCCUUUCGACCAGCAGGCUGAUGUCAAGACCACAUUAGAUUACGCAGGUCGGGCAAACUGUCGAAGUAGCGAUGGAUUAGGAGGGACCUGUCCGCCUAAUAAAGGAUAUCUUUACAGUGGCUUCGCUACAUUACAAGUUGCUGUUGAUAAUGCUAUGAUAAAGGUGAAAACCUCCAACACUGGUUUCCAGCUGCCAUCCAUUUUGGUACAGCUCAUGCCGAAGGAAGCUUAUUCUGUGCCACCGCAUUCAGUUCAGUUCGCCGUUUGCGCUGUGGGUGCUGUCCUGUUUGUGUCCUUCUACGGACCCCUCGUUAAUCUACUGGUCACUGAAAAAGAGAAGAACAUCAGAGACUCUCUCAAUAUGACUGGAAUGAACCGCACCGCUUUCUGGCUCGCCUGGACAAUGAUCUACUGGCUUAUGGGUAUCGUGGUCGCCGCAGGAGUGACGGGCAUUUUCCGGGCAGGAUCUGUCUUCAUCACAUCCAACUUCGGGCUGGUAUUUUUCAUAAAUUUGCUGUACCUUUAUGCUGGAUUUAUGUUCGCAUUGAUGAUGUCGACGUUUUUCCAAACGACGAAGGUGUCGAGUAUAGCAUUCUUCAUAAUCUUCCUCUUGCUAGGGGGGCUGUAUUUCGUCUGUAAGAUCCCAGCGCUGGGAGGAGUGAGUGAGGAGAUGAACCCUGCCGUGUUUUGGUUGUUGUCUCUCUUCCCUCAGGUGGCCUAUUCUUUGGCACUUGAUCAGCUGAUAUACGUGGAAUGGGCGCACCCAACGGAAGGUGCCACGUUUUCAAACGCUGGCUUCACUGCGUUUAAGCAGAACUUCUCCAUUCAGGCUGCAAUGGUCAUGCUCUUCGUCGACAUCAUCCUGUACGCUCUUCUUCUGGGCUAUUUUGACAAUGUCGUGCCAGGUGUUAUGGGGAAGAGAAAGUCACUCAUAUUCUGCUUUAAGAAGUCGUAUUGGGAGCCACCAGAAAGUGAGCAUAAGGACUUCAGCCAUCUUCUGGAAGGCUCAAGAAAAAUUGAAGAUAUUGAGAGCGUCCCGAAUGAUCUCGUUGGCAAGGAAAGCAUAAGACUCUUCAACGUCCGGAAAAUAUACGAUACUGGAAAAAGGAAGAAGAAUGAGGAAAAGAGCAAAGGGAGGUGCAUUCCUUUGUAUGAGAUGGAAACGAUCAAUGCUGUAGAUUCCGUUUCCUUGGAUAUAUAUGAAGGCAUGAUUACAGCCCUCUUAGGACACAACGGGGCGGGGAAGAGCACUUUGUUUGGCAUCAUGUCCGGGCUCAUUAACCCCUCGUUUGGUACGGCGACAAUCUAUGGAAAGGAUGUCUGUUCCGAUGGUGACCUUUACCAGAUCCAACACAUGUUGGGGGUUUGUCCUCAACACGAUAUCCUCUAUGAUGACCUCUCGGUCGAGGAGCACCUAGAAUUAUUUGCCCAUAUCCGUGGGGUACAGAACGUAGAUGCUGAGGUUGAACGAGUCGUCAGCCUUGUUGACCUUUCAAGUCAACUUCACACUCACUCAUCGGAGCUCAGUGGUGGCCAAAAGAGAAAGUUGUCAGUUGGCCUCGCAAUGAUUGGUGAUCCAAAGGUGAUAUUCCUAGAUGAACCCACAGCUGGCAUGGAUCCUUAUUCAAGGCGCAAAAUGUGGACCUUAUUGAAGACGAUCAAACGUGACAAGACGAUUCUGCUGACGACCCACUUCAUGGAUGAGGCAGAUAUUUUAGCUGAUAGGAAAGCAAUUGUUAACAAAGGAAAAUUGCAGUGCUAUGGGUCGUCCAUGUUCCUGAAGAACAGAUUCGGGAUUGGCUAUAGAUUAAAUAUGGUAACGGAGGAAAAUUUCAACGCAGAGGAGAUGACUUCAUUUGUCACGCAUCACAUCCCCGACGCGAGCAUGAUUAGGCAGCAUGCCAUGGAACUCUCCUACACACUCCCCAUGAAAGACACAGACAAAUUCGCCUCUCUUUUCCAAGCACUGGAGCAAGAGCAGGCAAAUGACAAUGGCCUGGGUAUAAACAAUUAUGGUGUGUCUAUGCCGACUCUCGAGGAGGUCUUUUUAAGAUUAGCGGAAACGAAUGAGUUUCGGGAACUAAACAAAGAAUUGCCAGCAAAUGACAUCCAAAUUGACAAAAUUCUCAGCACAGAUGACAUGAGGGCAGCUACUGCUGAGACCAGUGCGGACAGGCAUCCACUGAACAUUGAAGAGGAGGACACGAGAAUUGGCCAAGUGAAAGUCAGAAUGAGGGAACCGCCACAGAACAUUGUGAAAUCUGGCGAUUUCAAGAAGAAUCAGUUCCAGGCGAUUAUCUGGAUGCGUGCUCAGAUGUUGAAGAGGGCAUGGUUCGCGUUGGUGUUUCGCUGGAUCAUUCCUAUAGCCGUGGGCCUUAUCGGAGUCAUGAUACUCGGAUUUCAACCAAAUGAACAAAAGUAUGAGAUCCCUGUUGCAAAUGAUUUUGUGAAGUCGUGGAUUGCUUACUUCUCGUCGGAGACGCCGUUGUUGUACUUAAACUCUGCUGCUACCUCGCUCACUAAACUGGUGAGCAACUUCAAUUCAUCAGGAUACGUAUGGUCGAGUGCGAUGACGUCCAGCCAAACAUUGACUGCCAUUAGACCUCACCAUGGAGCAUUCAACAUUACCGGUAUUGAUCUCACAACAUUUGGUACAAGUCCAGCUUUCACCCUUUAUUACAAUGACACGGCUCUUCACAGCCUGCCUCUACAGUUGAAUAUCUGGGCAAACGCCUGGUAUCGAGCAUACUCAGGCGAUACAUCUUGGAAGAUAGGUGUGACUUCACGAUCUUUGCCUAAAAUCAACCCUACCAUCGAAUUUUCGGGCCGAGUUUUUAAUGGCAUUCGCUUGAUUGGUUUGGCAUUCUGUAUGCUUAGUGGACAAUUUGGUUUUGAAGUUGCUGAAGACAGAGCAUCAAAGUGUCGGUCACAGCUUAAGGUAGCAGGAGUGACAGUUCGCAUGUACUGGGCCACCACGCUCUUCUUUCACGGCAUCCAGUGCGUAGUAGGACUCCUCAUCUGUAUCGUCCUGCUCUUUGCCGUCAACAUAGCGGAGUUUCAGGGCGCCAGCCCAGUAGUUUUGAUCAUAAUCCUGGUCAUCCUGUACGUGCCGGUCAACUUGCUAUUCUGUUAUGUCCAGACCUUUGCCUUUAAAAGCCCAGAGACAGUGGGAAGCGUCCAGGGGUGGGGUGUAUCAUUGUACGGAAUCUUGCCUUAUUUGGUUGUCUCGUUCAUUGAUGCUCAAAGUUAUGUGGCGAUGGUAGCACUGCAUUACCUCUUCUGCCUCUUGAUUCCACCAUAUCUGAUAAUAGGAGGACUACAUUUCAUUGUCCGGGUCUACACCUCAGCCCUUAUCAAGGAUGAAGUGGACCAGAUCCAACAGCUCGAUUACUGGCGUUUCGAGAACCAUGUGAUUGGAACGGUUAUAAUCUCCAUUUUCCAUCUGGUAUUUUUAAGUUUGCUCCUGGUCAUUCUUGAUGUUAGAAGUACUGGCGGUAAUGUGAAAGAUGUCUUCGUUCUCAAAAAAAGAAAAAGGAGUGUUUUGGUGUCUCCACAUGAAUUCAACCAAGCAUUCGAUUCGUCACCCGAAUUAAUCCUGGCAGAAGAAGUUGAAGACAGUGAUGUGACUGAUGAGCGCAGCCUGGUGGCGAGUAUGUGCAGUGGAAAGGUGUCACAAGAGAACACAGCCAUUCUUGUCAACGGGCUCAGGAAGGAAUUUAGAAAGCGGUCUGGUGAUCUGUGCAACUGCUGCCAACCAUCUGUGGACAAGAUCAAGGUAGCGGUGGAUAACUUGACCUUCCACGUGCAGACGGGUGAGGUGUUUGGACUCCUUGGCCACAACGGCGCUGGCAAGACCACUGCGCUCAAUGCCAUAAUAGCGGAGGUUGUUCCCGACAAGGGACAGGUCAUUGUGGGUGGAUACGAUGUGAGUUCGAAUCUCUCCGAGGUUUUCCAUGAACUUGGCUGCUGUCCCCAGCACGACCAGCUCUGGCACUACCUCUCACUGGAGGAGCAUCUAAAAGGCUAUGCUUUGAUAAACGGAGUACCGAAGUCGGACAUUGAUCAAGUCAUUGACUUUUAUUUGGAAAAUCUACAAAUUGAAGAGCACAGGAAAAAAACAACAAAGGGAUUAUCAGGGGGAACAAAGAGAAAGUUGAGUUAUGCCAUUAGCAUGAUUGGGAUGCCUAAAGCGGUUUUACUCGAUGAGCCAUCUACAGGAAUGGAUCCAGCUUCCAAGAGAUUCCUUUGGGACACAGUGAUUAAGGGCUUCAGUGGGACAAACCGAGGAGCAAUAUUGACCACUCACUCAAUGGAGGAAGCAGACGCGCUCUGUACCCGUGUUGGCAUCAUGGUCGCUGGCACCCUCAAGUGCCUCGGACCAACACAACACCUGAAGACCAAGUUCGGUGGUGGCUACACCUUGGAGGUAAAGCUUCGACAGACGAAAGAAGAUGACGCGGACGACCUGUUGGAAGCCCUCAACGACUACAUCAAGGAAAUCUUCCCACAAGUUACGAUUCUUGAGCAGUUUGGCGACCGUGUCCAGUAUAAAGUGCCGUCGGAAGAUGUUAAGGCUCUAUCAGUUGUGUUCUCAGCUGUAGAAUCAGCAAAAGAUCGUCUAAACAUAGAGGAGUACAGUUUUAGUCAGUCUACGCUGGAACAGGUGUUCAUCCAGUUUGCCAAACAGGAGUACGAGGCCGUCGAGUCCGUACGGAAAGGGAGCAUUAAUGUCUAAUAAAGACCUCGCACUGCUAUGACAGACGGAGUGUGCGAGAAAUGCUGAUCAAUGUUUGGGAACACUAAUAGGGAACGGUAGAAAACAUCGAAUGUUACUGAUUCAGGAAAGCAGAUUGCAAUACUGAAAACUUAGUGUGUAGAUGGACGUAGCGUCAUACUCAGAAACUUUUUUACGGAACUCGGUGAUAGGAUUUAGUUUGCUGUUACAUGUAGAACCACUUUUGGUUAGAUUGAUCGCAGGAAUUCUUGUCAGAAUCUAAUACGUGUUUAAGAAUUAGACGGAUGAUUUUUAUUCCUCAGUGAUCUGAUAGAGGAUUCGCGUAUUGGAUCCUUGGCGCCAUACUCAUGGUAAUCACAACCGAUUAAUCGGCACUUUAUCGUUGUGAUGCAUUGAUUUCGUCCAAAAAAUGUGCAUUUGACAGGCAAUAUCUUGUGAAUAUUUGACCAUUAACAUAUCUAUUUGUUGUAAUAUUAACUUUAUGAAUAAAUCUUUAGUUUCACAGA
Molecule: messenger RNA, 5920 nt
Organism: Lineus longissimus
Lineage: Eukaryota; Metazoa; Nemertea; Pilidiophora; Heteronemertea; Lineidae
Product: cholesterol transporter ABCA5-like
Exons: 29
Coding region: 246-5414 (1722 amino acids)
Biological process (GO): transmembrane transport; lipid transport
Cellular component (GO): membrane; intracellular membrane-bounded organelle
Molecular function (GO): ATP hydrolysis activity; ABC-type transporter activity; lipid carrier activity
Source: RefSeq, a predicted model, not a curated record